Messenger RNA from Ipomoea nil (Japanese morning glory), 2605 nucleotides. Its product is annotated as VIN3-like protein 2. Lineage: Eukaryota; Viridiplantae; Streptophyta; Magnoliopsida; Solanales; Convolvulaceae. The record is from RefSeq and is a predicted model, not a curated record. Gene Ontology annotation, biological process: epigenetic regulation of gene expression; vernalization response. Gene Ontology annotation, molecular function: protein binding. Bases 178 to 2397 code for a protein of 739 amino acids. The transcript is spliced from 5 exons.
UGAUUAUUUGGGUACGCUUCGCUCUUUCUCUCUCUCUCUCUCUCUCUUCAUCAAUCUUCAUGGAUUCCUCCCUGCAACUUGCACGCCUAUCUCAACGCCCCUUCUCUUCUUGAAUAAUUGUUUCUGUGGUGGUAAUGUGAGUGGAAUUGGGUAGCAGCUGAAGCAGCAACAGCAGCUAUGGAUGCUUCUUCCUUGGAGGGUCGCUUGGAUCCAUCAAAGUGCAGCAAGUUGCGAAUGGAGGAAAAACGGGAUCUUGUUUAUGAAUUAUCAAAGAUGUCAAAUUUUUCUCCUGAAAUGCUACAAGCUUGGAGUCGCCAGGAGAUCUUGGAGAUACUCUGUGCAGAGAUGGGAAAAGAAAGGAAAUAUACAGGCCUAACAAAGUUAAAAAUUAUAGAGAACCUUCUAAAAAUUGUAGCUGAGAAGAAAUCACUAGAGAAUGGAAGUUCUAGUAAUCUUGAAUUGCCUUCAUCAGAAAAGGGCCAAAGAAGUUUCAAAAGGCAGAGAAAAGUUGAUCACCCCAAUCAUUUCCCUGCUGCCACAAGUAAUGUUUCAACUACCAAUCCUAACAGUGACUUGGGGAAUGUUAUAUACUGCAAAAAUCUGGCUUGCAGAGCUAGGUUAAAUAGUGAAGAUGUAUUUUGUAAGAGGUGUUCAUGCUGUAUUUGUCGCAACUAUGAUGAUAACAAGGAUCCUAGCCUGUGGCUAGUUUGCAAUUCAGAGCCUCCUUUCCAACGUGAUUCUUGUGGCAUGUCAUGCCACCUUGAGUGUGCCAUUAGACAUGAAAGAUCUGGAAUUGUGAAGGAUCGACAAGAUGAGGGAAUCAAUGGAAGCUUUUAUUGUGUAUCUUGUGGAAAGGCUAAUGAUCUGCUCAGUUCUUUGAGAAAACAACUAGUGACAGCAAGAGAUACUAGGCGGGUAGACAUAUUAUGUUAUAGGAUUUCUCUAAGCCAAAAGAUCCUUGGUGAGGCCAAAAGUUGUAAGCUGUACACCGUUAUGGAUGAAGCAGUUAAAAAGCUUGAGGAAGAAGUGGGCCCUUUAACCGGUUCACCAGUGAAGACGGCAAGGGGCAUUGUGAACAGGCUUUCUUCUGGUCCAGAGGUUCAGAAGCUCUGUGGUUUGGCAGUUGAGUAUUUAGACUCUAUGCUUUCAGAGAGAGUACUUGAAGUGCCAUCUGACCCUAAAUUGCAAGAUUGUAAUGUGAUAGCUUCAAAGCUAAUCAGAUUUGAAGAUGUUUGUGCCUCAUCUGUUACUAUCAUCCUUAGUCCUGAAGAGUCAACAGUGGGGAAUUUUGUGGGGUACACCUUAUGGCAUCGAAAAGCUGAUGAUUUGGAAUAUCCUGUGAACCAUACAUGUACAUUGUUUGCGCCAAAUACCAGGUUUGUACUCUCUGGUUUGGUUCCAGGUACAGAGUAUCUUCUGAAAGUUGUGUCUCUUGAUAGUCAAAGCAAGUGGGGAGUUUGUGAACUUCGAUUUGAGACAAGUAAAAGUAAUGAAGCGUCACAUCUGAACUCAGAGAAUUUGGAUGGCGAAAGAAGUCAGAGUGUGCGAACAAACUGUAGCAGCCCCUCCUCUAACCAUCCUUGUGUGGAAGAAGAAGAAGAUGAAGAAAUUAAUGAUGACAUGCCAUCCUACAGUAAUGAGGAUGAGGACAGAGGGGACAAUUCUCUUUCUUGUUACACUGAUAAUAUCACCUCUACGAAUCUAUUAUGCUGCGAGGGUAAAAGCCCUAAAGCAGCAGCAACGAUGAUGACAGUAAAGCCAUGUUUGGGAGGGGAGGAGCCCAGCAUGCGAAAUUUUAGUAGCUCCACACGGCAUACAACAGAUGUGAUAGAUGUUGAGAACAAGGAUUCUCCAGAUGCACAAAUAGCAGAAGAGACUAGCACCGGCAAUGGAUCAAACACUCCUCCUGAAACCAUCCUGGAGCAUUCUGGAGGUAACUUGGAAGCGGGGGGCUUGCCCAUCACGCCUUACAAGACAGAGAGCAUGGACUUCCUUGGACGAAAAGGUAGAUUCCUCCAAGGCAGUGGAAAGGAUGUGGAGAAUGGGUGUGGAAAGGAGGAUCAUCCGCGAGGUGGGAGCUCGUCGAAGAAGAGAAGCAGCGAAAGGUUUGAUAAACAAUGUGGUGGGGACAAGGAUGAUUUUGAAUACUAUGUGAAAGUAAUCAGAUGGUUAGAAUGCAGUGGGCAUAUUGAGAUGGAAUUUAGGCAGAAGUUCUUGACGUGGUACAGUUUGAGAGCAAGUGGUCAAGAGGUUAGGGUAGUGAAGGCAUUUGUAGAUACACUUAUUGAAGAUCCAGAAUCAUUGGCUGGGCAGUUGGUUCACAGCUUCUCAGAUGUCAUCUCAAACAAGAAGUCUUCUAUGGUGCCUGCAGGCUUUUGCCUUAAGCUUUGGCACUGAAUUCAACUCCAUCAUCCCUAGACCCCCUAGCUUUCUAUUCUCUUCUCUUCUCUUAUUAGGAGCUGAUCGAUGAGGAGGAUACAAUUCAAUUGCAAACCUCAUCUCAUCUAGGUUAAUUGCUCUGCAUUAAUUCUUUGGAAAAAAAAAAAAAAAAACCCCAAAAAAUAUUAUUGUUAUUUGUUAAUGUUCACUGUUGGUUCGUUUUUAA